GAGACGGAGAGAAAGAGGGUUGGAAAGAAUGACAGCCAUAGAGAUAGAGAUUUACAGACACACAGAAUAGAGACAAAGAGAGAGAGAGAGAGAGAGAGAGAGAGAGAGAGAGAGAGAGAGAGAGAGAGAGAGAGAGAGAGAGAG
This is a messenger RNA of Homarus americanus (American lobster), 144 nucleotides long. RefSeq names its product chromobox protein homolog 8-like. NCBI's taxonomy places the organism in Eukaryota, Metazoa, Arthropoda, Malacostraca, Decapoda, Nephropidae. The annotation marks the transcript as partial. The record is from RefSeq and is a predicted model, not a curated record. The transcript has 2 exons.